AGUCUGAUAAUCAGGGUCGAAAAGACCAGUCUAGUCUCUCACGCCACGACAGUUGCGCGUGCGCAGUUUCAGUUAAAGAUAGAUGAUAAAGUGUGUGAAACAAAUAACGGUUUUUAAUAAAACUUGUGAUUUAUUCGUGUUUCAACUUUAACAUUUUAUGUAGAAUCAUUGGAAGCUAAGGGUAUUUAAGUAAGAUUAUUCAGUCUUUUUCAAACAAAGAUGAAGCGAAUCGUAGUUUUACUGGCGAUAAUAUUUUAUGUGGCGAUGGUCAGAGGAAGAAAUUUAAACGAUGAUAAUCCAGAAAGUGAAGAUAGCGAUGAUGGGCAUCAGGAGAAGCAUGUCCGUGAUCAUACUAACAGUCAAAUGAGACAUCGCCGUCGACCUAGACAGUCUUUCUACAAUCAUUUUAAUUCUUAUAAUCCUUAUGAUGAUUUUUAUGGACGGAGAAGAGAUGAUAGGAGAGACUAUUACAGUCGCCAGCAAGAAGAAUUAUUUUCUCGGAUAUUAGAACAAAUAGAAGAACUGUCUAUGAGUAUAAAAAAGGCACAAUCACCUCCACCUCCACCGCAGCCACAAAUUAUUUACGUACCUCUCCCAUAUCCAGUGCCACAAUGCAUAAAUCCGACCAAACCAUUCACACCAAACUUAACUGAUAGAUGGAACAAUAUGAAUGAUAAAAAUCAAAAUUGGGGCUUAGUACCUGGUAAUUUAGGAAUGGAUGAUGACGAUGGAAGCGACGGUGCAAGGCCUAUAAACCUCGACCCUGUAAUAUCCGACGAACCAACGGUUAAACCGCCCCCUGUCGAACAUGGAAGCAGCCAAGCUGGGAUGACAACGGCCAGGCCAACGUUCAGUGAGCCAGGACGAUGCAAAGCCGCCAUACUUGUCUGUUGCCAAGAUACCAGCAACCAGGAAAAACAACAAUGCUUCUCGAACUACGGUUGCAAUAAAACAUAUUCGCUUGCAAGAGCUUGUCAUCCCAGUGUCGUAAAACGAGUUAUUGCAGAGUUUGCCGAGGCAUACGCACCUAUCAAUGACACGUAAAAUACGACAUAAAUAAAUAUUAAGUACUCUUUCAGUAUUCUAAGGCUGAUUUUUCAAUCGCCACAUAAACUUUGGCUGAGGGAUAUAAAGUAUUAUUUUCAUUCCUCAGUUUUUACAUGGCGAUUUAAAAAACGGAUCUUAAUUAAAACUAGCAUUUAAGAAAUAGUUAGUUCUUUAAAACUCAACAGACCCCUGUUGAAGUUUGCAACUUCGAUCAGUCCAUUCAAGUACGACAAGUAUAUUUAGUUAAUGAAUCCUCGAUAUUAUGAUUUAAUUACAUUUUUAGUUAAUAUCAAGUAGAUAGUUUGUAAAUGAGAGUUAAAUAGAUAGA
This is a messenger RNA of Maniola jurtina (meadow brown), 1375 nucleotides long. RefSeq lists its product as uncharacterized. The transcript has 3 exons. NCBI's taxonomy places the organism in Eukaryota, Metazoa, Arthropoda, Insecta, Lepidoptera, Nymphalidae. The coding region runs from base 220 to 1044 and encodes 274 amino acids. The record is from RefSeq and is a predicted model, not a curated record.